AUGAACAAUGGGUCUAGCAUUUCUGAAUUUACUCUUCUUGGGCUUUCCAAUCCACCUGAACUUGGAAUCCUCUUGUUUUUGGUAUUUCUUACUAUGUACUUAGUAACUAUAGCUGGUAAUCUACUCAUUAUCAUUAUCACAAAUUUAGACCCAGCAUUAAACACACCAAUGUAUUUUUUCCUUGGUAAUCUCUCCUUUCUGGAUAUAAUCUGCACUACGUCGGCUGUCCCAAAAAUGUUGUCUAAUUUAAUUACUCAACAAAAAGUUAUAUCUUUCAAUGGAUGUAUUGUCCAGAUGUUUUUUUUUACAGUUGGUAUGGACACAGAAUUUCUUCUUCUAACUUUUAUGUCUCUUGAUCGAUACUUGGCUAUCUGUAACCCAUUAAGGUACAAGAGUAUUAUGAGUAAAAAAUCUUGCUUCGGUAUGUCAAUUGUGGUAUGGGCCUUUGGGUUUUCAAGUUCUUCUUUUCAUUCUUCAAGCACUUUGUGGUUGUCAUUUUGUGGACCAAAAGAGAUCAACCAUUUUUUUUGCGAAGUUCCUCAGGUACUAGCAUUAUCCUGCUCAGACAUUUCUUUAAAUAAAUAUGUUCUUAUAGUGACAGAUCUUAUAUUAGGACUAAUCUGUAUUACCCUAACUUUUAUUUCAUAUGUAUUCAUAAUGUUUGCUAUAUUAAACAUCCGUUCAGUCGAAGGGAAGAAAAAAGCUUUCUCUACAUGUGCCUCACAUAUUACAGUUGUUCUGUUAUUUUAUGGGACCCUAAUUUUCGCCUACUUUAAACCUUCUGAUGAAUCCUCAAAUAUGGACAAAGAGAUUGCUGUUUUUUAUACUAUUGUUAUUCCAAUGCUGAACCCAAUUUUGUACAGUUUAAGGAACAAGGAAGUAAAGCUAUCUAUUCAAAAGUUGAUUUCAAGAAAAAUAUUACUUAGAGCUGAUUUUUAG
Messenger RNA from Hyla sarda, 939 nucleotides. Its product is annotated as olfactory receptor 5V1-like. The record is from RefSeq and is a predicted model, not a curated record. Gene Ontology annotation, cellular component: membrane. Gene Ontology annotation, biological process: G protein-coupled receptor signaling pathway. Lineage: Eukaryota; Metazoa; Chordata; Amphibia; Anura; Hylidae. Bases 1 to 939 code for a protein of 312 amino acids. The transcript has a single exon. Gene Ontology annotation, molecular function: G protein-coupled receptor activity; olfactory receptor activity.